GCAGAACUAAGAUGAUGUACAUAUCAGGUGUAUUUUAAUUCAAUUUUGUGUGUACAGUAUAUAGUACACGAGAAGCAGAGCAGAUCGACUGUGAUUGUUAUUUUCUUGUCUCACCCUUGAGCCCAGCUUGAUUGUUCAAUCCGGGAACAAUCUCUUGUAUACUUACGUUAUCUAAAUUCAUGUUUUGUUACAGAAAUCAUCUGGGUGGCUGAGUUCAAGAUUUGAUCAACAUGGGCUUCUUGAUAACCUCCCUGAUUUUCAUUGUGGCGGGUGUCAUAGGGGCUCUUUUGGCCAGAAUCUGCUGCAACAGAGGACCUUCUGGCAACCUGUUUCACUUAACCUUAGUUAUUACAACAACAGUUUGUUGUUGGAUGAUGUGGGCAAUUGUGUAUCUUGCACAGAUGAAUCCGCUUAUUGUUCCAAUUCUGAGUGAAGGGUAGUAAGUUCUGCCAAAUGAGUUCUACAACCUUUGGCUAUCGCAUUGUAUAAUUGAUGGGUAAUGCAGAUAUAUGAUUGCUGCAAUUCUUUACCCAUUUU
Molecule: messenger RNA, 537 nt
Organism: Telopea speciosissima
Lineage: Eukaryota; Viridiplantae; Streptophyta; Magnoliopsida; Proteales; Proteaceae
Product: V-type proton ATPase subunit e1-like
Exons: 4
Coding region: 231-440 (69 amino acids)
Biological process (GO): proton transmembrane transport
Cellular component (GO): proton-transporting V-type ATPase, V0 domain
Molecular function (GO): proton-transporting ATPase activity, rotational mechanism
Source: RefSeq, a predicted model, not a curated record